AGCUGGCUACCCCACUGAGUGGAUAUCACAAGAAUGCUUUCAGCACCUGUAAAUGUUGCAAUACCGAUUUUGCCAUUAGGCGCCACCAUUAACCGCACCAUCGAAACUUGCACCAGCACUUUGGAGUCUGAAUCACAUGAAAGCAUGUAUACUGAUGCAAUAUUUGGUGCUUUUUCUGAAGAUGAGCUACAGGACAUUAUACAAGCCCUACAUGAGAGUACUCUGUGUGACACCAGUGAGAGUAAAUGCUCGAAGGACGUUGAAAAUCCUAUCAUAAACAUUGCAGUGACAGGAGAAUCAGGAUCUGGAAAAUCCACACUAGUUAAUACCAUUUGUGGUCUGGAUGAGGAUGAAGAAGGUGCUGCUAAAACAGGAGUGGUGGAAACCACAAAAUCAAUCAAAGCUUAUCCCCAUUCCAAACAUAGAAACUUGAUGUUUUGGGACCUUCCUGGUACAGGAACUCUCAAUAGUACAGCCAGCAAUUAUCUGCAAUCAGUAAGCUGCCAUCAAUAUGACUUUUUUAUUAUUUUAGCAUCAGAACGCCUACGGCACAAUGACAUUGAACUGGCAAAGGAGAUCUUGUCUAUUGGGAAGAAGUUCUUCUAUGUGAGGAACAAAAUUGACUCAGACUUGAAUGCGAGCAAAGUUCGCAGACGGAGGAGUUACAAUGAAGAAAAAAUAUUGAAAGAAAUUCGGGAUAAUUGCAUGAAAGGUCUUAGUGACAAUGGAAUAGGGCAACCACACGUGUUUCUUAUCUCCUGCUUUGACAUGGAAAAGUAUGACUAUCAUCUCUUGGAAGAGACAUUAGGAAAAGAACUUCUGAGCAAAGAAAAACCUCAAUAACUUGUAAAAAUACUGUAAUACUCGUGUGUAGUUCUUAAUAUUCAAUCAAUGUCUUAGGCUGUGUAAAAGGUCCAUAAUGGUUUGUCUACAUCCAAAUGUUUCCAUAUAAAUUUAUAGUAACUACGAUAAACACAUCUUUUAUUUUAUGAAACUUUAGCUCUCUCAAACAAUGGGGUAAAUUUACUAAGCUCCCGAUUUUGACCGAGAUGCCGUUUUUUCAUCAAAGUGUCAUCUCGGUAAUUUACUAAGCAAUAAUCACGGCAGUGAUGAGGGCAUUCGUAAUAUUUUGAAGUCCAAGAAAAAAAUCACGAAUGAAUACACCAUCGGUCAAAACGCGGCUGUUUAAGUAUGAAUCUCGGUCAUUUACUAAGAAGUGCACAGCAAAAAAAAAACAAACACUGCCGUGAAAAAUUACAACUCGUAAAAAAGUGCUAAAAAAAAACAGACCUACUUUUUUUUCCCGUGAUUGGAUAGGCAUGCAGGGAUCCAUGAGAUCCGUGCAUGUAUAUCAGUG
Molecule: messenger RNA, 1357 nt
Organism: Pseudophryne corroboree (corroboree frog)
Lineage: Eukaryota; Metazoa; Chordata; Amphibia; Anura; Myobatrachidae
Product: T-cell-specific guanine nucleotide triphosphate-binding protein 2-like
Exons: 2
Coding region: 34-843 (269 amino acids)
Cellular component (GO): membrane
Molecular function (GO): GTP binding; GTPase activity
Source: RefSeq, a predicted model, not a curated record